AUGCCAUGUUUGUUGGUCCUGGCUUCGUCCCUCUGGGGUGGAAACCGGAAAAUUCUCAGGAUACCAUGUACCUCCAAUAUUGUAAAGUCUGCCAAGCAUACAAGGCACCACGGUCACAUCAUUGCAGAAAGUGUAACAGCACCACUGGGUUGUAUUCAUGCUGCCUUUAUUUUUGUUAUGACAAUGUAUACACAGCUUUAUAAUCGGCUCUCCUUUGGGUGGAACACGGUAAAGAUUGAUAUGAGUGCAGCCCGGAGAGAUCCUCUUCCGAUUAUUCCGUUCGGAUUAGCUGCAUUUGCUGCCACCUUGUUUGCCUUGGGAUUAGCUUUAGGAACAACCAUAGCUGUUGGGAUGUUGUUUUUUAUCCAGAUGAAAAUAAUUCUCAGAAACAAAACUUCUAUUGAAUCAUGGAUUGAAGAGAAGGCUAAAGAUCGAAUUCAAUAUUAUCAACUAGAUGAAGUCUUUGUUUUUCCUUAUGAUUUGGGAAGUAGAUGGAAGAACUUUAAACAGGUUUUUACGUGGUCAGGGGUCCCCAAAGGAGAUGGACUGGAUUGGCCAAUAAGAGAAGGCUGUCACCCGUACAGCUUAACAAUAGAACAGUUGAAACAAAAAGCAGAUAAAAGAGUCAGAAGUGUUCAGUAUAAAGUAAUAGAAGAUUAUAGUGGUACCUGCUGUCCUUUGAAUAGAGGAAUCAAAACCUUCUUCACGAGCCCCUGCACUGAAGAGCCUCGGAUAAGGCUACAGAAAGGGGAGUUCAUUUUAGCCACAAGAGGCUUACGAUACUGGUUGUAUGGAGAUAAAAUUCUUGAUGAUUCCAUUAAAGAAGAUGUUUCAAGAAUAAGAGGAUGGUUCCCUAGAAACUGUGUAGAAAAGUGUCCCUGCGAUGCUGAAACAGAUCAAGCCCCAGAGGGCGAGAAGAAAAAUAGAUAGCCACUUUUGAAGUAAAAUUACUCUAAGUCUGCUCCAUUACUUGAAAAUUGUACAUAUUACUAAAGAAUUAUGCAAUGAGUCUACUCUGGUUAAGGUGUUCUUUUCCUCAAAGGUGCCCUAAUGCCAUGAUCUAAAUAUUUUUAUUAUCAUUUUGAAAUGGAGAAGCCAUUCUGCACAUACCUUUGAAUUCCUGCACCUCGAUGCCACCGCUCCCUCUCCCCAAAAGGAAAAACACUUCACCCAAGUAAGUCGAUUGCAUUUUCUCUAGGAUUUUUUUAUGCACUGCACACGAUGGACCUCACCUGCAGAUAUAGUUCCCCCUUUGCCAGGAGCAUCUGCAUGUGAUGCUUUUAUCCUCUCUCCCCCUCUGCUGAAAUUUCUUAUGUAAUAUUCUAGAUACUAUAGAACUUAAUUUGCAGAUUCAAUGUAAGCUCAGAUUUUAUUACCCGUCUUUUAAUAAUGAAGAUUUUGUCAAAUCAAAUAAAGAUCAAUGGAU
Messenger RNA from Globicephala melas (long-finned pilot whale), 1426 nucleotides. Its product is annotated as palmitoyltransferase ZDHHC6-like. Gene Ontology annotation, biological process: protein palmitoylation. Lineage: Eukaryota; Metazoa; Chordata; Mammalia; Artiodactyla; Delphinidae. Gene Ontology annotation, cellular component: Golgi apparatus. Gene Ontology annotation, molecular function: protein binding; palmitoyltransferase activity. The record is from RefSeq and is a predicted model, not a curated record.